Messenger RNA from Suillus bovinus, 1548 nucleotides. RefSeq lists its product as uncharacterized. Lineage: Eukaryota; Fungi; Basidiomycota; Agaricomycetes; Boletales; Suillaceae. The record is from RefSeq and is a predicted model, not a curated record. Bases 1 to 1548 code for a protein of 515 amino acids. The transcript has 6 exons.
AUGUCUGACAUAAAUUCAGAGUUCACUCUUUCGUCUGAUUCAGAUUCAGAGGAUUCAGAUUACAGCAUCCAACCUGUCACUCCGCCAAGUGAUGGGGCUACUCUAGAACAUUUUCAGGAGUACAUCAAGUAUCUUCAACUUCAAAAAGGAAGACUAGAGGAGCGCAAUGCCACAUUAAAUGCGACUAACAACAUCCUCAUGUCAAAUCAGCCACAGCAGUCAUGCAAAUGUUCUCCUGGUCAGGUACCAUUGUCUACUGCAUUUUUAGUAUUAUUGGCUACAAUUGCAACAACAGCUGCAGCUGACUCUGAUCGAGAAUCAGAGAAGGUAAUCAUGGACCUGGGGAAGAAGUACGGGCUUACCACUGAGAUGUUUAUGCUUGACGAUUCAAUCUUCAAAUUACCAUGUCCUGAUCUUCCUGCCGACAUCCAAGGUGCACGCCGUUAUGCAGAUAAAUCAACAGAGAAGGCUGCCCUUGUGACAGAGCUCCAUGGCUGCAUUGACCACACACUGCACCCUCACAUGUUGACCACUCACUUCAUAAACAAGUUUUGCGCUGGAAUGCAAAGAGUGUGUUCUUCAUACCACUAUGCAUUGUGGACCGUGGCUGGCAGUAUCUUCAAUAUGUCCCCCAAAUAUUUCUCUGCAUUGUAUGAUCACAUGUCUAACCAGCAGAUCAUGGACAUGAUUAGAUGGGUGGCAGGUAAGGGGAAAGACUUCAAUGUCCUCAAGGCACCUAUCAUCUAUCGUGAUCUGAAGUUUAUCAAGGUUGUAGUGGGCAACAAGAUGUCAAUCUAUUCAAAGUCAGGACAUGGCGGAGGUCCGAGCCCCUACUGUGAGAUGUGGCACCUGAAGGCUUGCACACCCAGCUUAAUUGCAUGUAGCGUAACUUCGAUGAUCUUUUUGCUGUCUCCCAAUCAACAAUUCCCAGGUUCAGGUGUCGGUGCCACCUCAUCAAUAUCUUACUCCACUGUCUUUCAAACUAUCAAGCAGUUUUUUGUUGCCCAAUGGGCACAUCUGCAUGUUCAAGCCAUUGUGAAAAACAUGAACAGCUAUGUUUUUGAAAACAUUGACAAGACCGCCCAUGAUGCAGACAAUUCAGAUGCUCAGGCUAUGGGUAUAGAGGAUUGUACUGAUUCACUACAGCGGGUGAUGGCCAACUUGGAUGAUGACAACUCAGAUUCAGAUGAUGACAACGCAGCACAGGCAGCACCACCAGCCAGCAUUGGCCCAUCUGGCAUCUAUGAUAGUGCACCAGCACUGCCCACUGCACCUCCUGCACCCAGCAUUACCGUUUCACCCAGUAGAAACAGUGGUAGUCAUUCUGGACCGAUAUUUCCUGCACCUCAGACUGCACCUGCUACUGCACCUGCUCCCCGAUCCCACCCUGCUGCUAUUCAAGUAGCAGUAGCAUCUGUGGAAGGUGUGUUUGGUGAGGGUGAAGAUACAAAGGUCAUGGCGCAGAAAAAGGGGAGGAGAAAGGGCAAGGCAGUUGUGGCUAGCACAGACGUGGCCCCUCGCCGCUCUUCCUGCAAUGGUGUUGCAUAA